UGGAAGGCAAGACUGUCAAACGAAAGCAUUAAUUUUUUGUUUUGUAUUUUUCUUUAUCAAAACUAAUUAAUCUUCUUUCUAUUACAAAAUAAAUAAUAAAUAAAUAUUUAAAAUGAAAAAUAGUGAUUCAGAAAAUAUAUUAAAUUGGACUGACGAAGCAAAUGCUAUAAUACAAGAUGUCAAUAAUCAUGUCAACCACAUCGAAGUAUCCAAAAAACUAAAGAGUAGUGCUACUGAAAUAUUUCUUAAUCUUAGGACACUUGAAAAUACCGAGUUUUGUGUUCGUGCCUCGGGUAAUGGAUUUCAAAUAGUUGCAGAAGAAUUUGAUAAGAACAACUAUACAAAACCUAAAGAUGACGAAGAAGAAGAUGAAGACAUUUUUGAGACUCCUUAUGCUUUGUUGAAUAAAAUAAGUCCUAGUUAUACAAAAUCAUUUGCGAAUCAACUAAGAAAGCAAUUAGAAGCUUUAGAAAGGGAAACUGAAUAAAAUAUAAGUAAUACAACAUAA
This is a messenger RNA of Eupeodes corollae, 508 nucleotides long. RefSeq lists its product as uncharacterized. Gene Ontology annotation, biological process: regulation of canonical Wnt signaling pathway. The record is from RefSeq and is a predicted model, not a curated record. The coding region runs from base 113 to 487 and encodes 124 amino acids. Gene Ontology annotation, cellular component: cytoplasm. Gene Ontology annotation, molecular function: protein kinase A binding; kinase regulator activity. The transcript has a single exon. Lineage: Eukaryota; Metazoa; Arthropoda; Insecta; Diptera; Syrphidae.